AUGACAACAUUUACGCUCUAUCGUGCAGCCGCAGCCGCCAUGGCCUUUGUUCUCGUCGGACACACCAUCGGCGGCAUGUUUUCCGAAACAGACGUUGGCCCAGCUGGCAACGCCGUGUUUGCGUCUAUGAAGGUCAUCAAGUUCAACUUCUUUGGUUCCCAAUGCACGUGGUACGGCUUCCACAUGGGGUUUGGUCUCAACGUCUCCUUGCUUCUUGGCCUGAGUUCCUUCAUGACAUGGUAUAUUGACGCGUUACCUAUUGAUGUCUGGCCGCAUGUCGCGCCGCUGGCCUGGGCUCUUGUUGCAGCCACAGCGCUAGCUACCCUGCUGAGCUGGAUGUACUUUUUCCUGAUGCCCAGUAUCUCAAUGACGCUGGCGACACUGUUCCUCUUUGCUGGUACUCUGCAAAAGAAUAAGGGCUCAGUAGAGACGAAAAAACGAAGUUAA
Messenger RNA from [Torrubiella] hemipterigena, 447 nucleotides. The record is from the annotation of a GenBank genome assembly. Lineage: Eukaryota; Fungi; Ascomycota; Sordariomycetes; Hypocreales; Clavicipitaceae.